Messenger RNA from Morus notabilis, 2238 nucleotides. Its product is annotated as PH, RCC1 and FYVE domains-containing protein 1. The transcript is spliced from 7 exons. NCBI's taxonomy places the organism in Eukaryota, Viridiplantae, Streptophyta, Magnoliopsida, Rosales, Moraceae. The record is from RefSeq and is a predicted model, not a curated record. The coding region runs from base 578 to 2056 and encodes 492 amino acids.
UCUCAUUUUCUCUGCUAAUCGCCGCUAUUAAUUAGAGAGAGAGAGAAAGAGACCAAAAAUUAGCUAUUUUUAGAGAGAGAAACGAAAGAGAAUUAUGACAGCCCAUACAUUACGCUUUAAAGCGAGCUCGAAACCCUAAGCUUUGAGCUUCUCUCUUUGUUCUCUUUCUCUCCUGCUCUGUCACUUUCUCUCGCCGUCUUCUUACUUUUCAAAUUCCUAUAAUCGACCUUUGAUUUUGAUUUUGAUUUUUCCUAUUAUUUCGGCGUAAAAAGGUAAAAUUCGUCAUUUCUUGAGCCUUCACGAUUUUAGAGGGGAGAGAAGAUUUUGAUAAUUGAAUCUUCUGAUGUUUUAUUUCCAAUCGCUGUAUCAAUCUCCGGUGAAUUUUUCAUCAAAGUCUCCGUUUCCGUACUCAGUUUCCUACAUUUUCCUUCCCUCCGAUGUUUUCUUUAUAUGUUGCUUUAAUUGCCUGAGAUUUCGCCUAAAAAUUUGACUUCCAUUUGAACGAGAAAAGAAAGGAAAAUUUGACUUAGCGGGUUUUUGGAUCUGAAAGAGCUGAAAUUGUAUAAAUUUUUUCACAAUGACGGAACGAUAUAGGCCGGUUUCGAUAGAUGAAUUGCCAUCACAUUUGAUUUUAGAGAUUUUGAGCUCUGGGGGGCUCAGUGCCGUUGAUCUUGUGUGCUUAGAAUUGACUUCUAGGACUUUUGGAGGGAGCCAUGGAUUGUACCCUCAGAAAUUUCGGUCUUUGGUGGAUUUAGCGGCGUUUCAGCUGUGUGUUUCUCAUUCUAUAUACUCUUGUCUGAGUCGGAAUGCGCAGAGAGAGCUCUGUGAUCGGUGCGAUGGGAAUUGGAAGCGGGUUUUGAGGUUCUUGCUAUCUGUGGAGCAAUCUUCUGACAUAGUCGAGACAUCAGCAGGCAAUAUGCAGAUUACAACUGGAAAGUAUCACACAUUCCUAAUCAGCAAUUCAUCGGUUUACUCAUGUGGUUCUAGCUUGUGUGGUGUCCUUGGUCAUGGUUCUGAAACUACACAAUGUGUAACAUUCAGUCGGAUUAGCUUUCCAUCUUUAGCACAUGUGGUCCAAGUCUCUGCUUCUCAUAAUCAUGCUGCUUUUGUCAUGCAAUCUGGAGAGGUGUUCACCUGUGGGGAUAAUUCAUCAUCUUGUUGUGGACACAAAGAUACAAGUCGACCCAUUUUCAGGCCUAGACUUGUUGAGGCAUUGAAGGGAGUCCAUUGCAAGCAGGUUGCUGCAGGGCUUAAUUUUACCGUGUUUCUUACAAGACAAGGCCAUGUUUUUACAUGCGGGAUGAACACGCAUGGCCAACUUGGUCAUGGUGACGCGAUAGAUCGACGAACACCCAAAAUCAUUGAACUGCUCGAGGGAGCUGGCUCUGUCGUUCAGAUUUCUGCUGGUCCAAGCUAUGUGUUAGCUGUAACAGACAAUGGAGAAGUCUAUUCUUUUGGAUCAGGUUCGAAUUUCUGUCUUGGCCAUGGAGAGCAGCAAGCUGAGUUCCAGCCACGUAUAAUCCAGGCAUUUAGGAGAAAGGGUAUUCAUGUGGUUCGUGUCUCUGCUGGUGACGAGCAUGUGGUGGCCCUGGAUUCCAGUGGAUGCGUAUAUACUUGGGGUAAAGGCUACUGUGGUGCAUUAGGUCAUGGAGAUGAGAUUGACAAGACUAAACCAGAACUCUUGAGCAGCCUUAAAAGCGACCUUGCUGUGCAGGUGUGUGCACGUAAGAGGAAAACUUUUGUUCUGGUUGAUUCCGGUUCAGUAUAUGGUUUUGGUUGGAUGGGUUUUGGCAGUCUUGGGUUUCCUGAUAGAAGAGCAUCUGAUAAAGUUACGAGGCCUCGAAUCCUUGAUUGCUUAAAAGCUCACCAUGUUUCUCAAAUCAGCACCGGGCUUUAUCACACUGUGGCGGUCACGAACCGAGGACGAAUCUUUGGAUUCGGAGAUAAUGAAAGGGCGCAGCUUGGUCAUGACACUUUGAGAGGAUGCCUUGAACCAAAAGAAAUUUUCGUUCAAGAAAUGGCUGAUGAUUUUGGUGUCCUUCAAGAAAGCGUGUAAACCCAGGAUGCCAUUACCAUUUCAAUUCUGUAGGUCAGUCUUACGUGUUUGUCCAAAGUGAACAGCAUAUUAAUUUUUUUUCUAUUCCAUCAGAACAGAGUAUCAUAAAUUAUCAAUGUAAAAGAAGGAUAAAUAACUGCUGUAUUAUUAUUCUAUAAAAAAAUAUUGUAUUUCUGAAUUAA